Molecule: messenger RNA, 8167 nt
Organism: Hypanus sabinus (Atlantic stingray)
Lineage: Eukaryota; Metazoa; Chordata; Chondrichthyes; Myliobatiformes; Dasyatidae
Product: glucose-fructose oxidoreductase domain-containing protein 1
Exons: 2
Coding region: 32-1204 (390 amino acids)
Molecular function (GO): nucleotide binding
Source: RefSeq, a predicted model, not a curated record
CAGCCUUUCCGCAGGGGUGGAGUUGUUCAACAUGCUGCCCGGCGUGGGGGUUUUCGGCACCAGCCUCACCACACGGGUGAUCGUCCCUCUGCUGCAGAGUCAGGGCUUCCCGGUCAAAGCACUGUGGGGAAGGACGCCCGAGAAAGCCGAGGAGCUGGCCAAGGAGAUGGACGUGCCUUUCUACACCAACAGGAUCGACGACGUCUUGCUGCACCACGACGUCGACUUGGUUUGCAUCAACCUGCCGCCUCCACUCACCCGCCAGAUCGCGGUAAAGACCUUGGGAAUCGGAAAGAAUGUCAUCUGUGACAGAGCUGCAACUCCUCUGGAUGCAUUUCAAAUGAUGUCAGCUGCACAUUAUUACCCCAAACUUAUGAGUAUCAUGGGUAAUGUUCUCCGUUUCCUUCCUGCUUUUGUUAAAAUGAAGCAAAUGAUUCAAGAAGGUUAUGUGGGGGACUUGAUGAUCUGUGAAGUCCAGGUUCAUAGUGGAAGCCUUCUGGGUAAGAAGUAUAACUGGAGCUGUGAUGACCUAAUGGGUGGUGGAGGACUACACUCAGUAGGAAGCUACAUUAUUGAUCUUUUGACUUUUCUAACCAGCCAAAAGGCUGUCAAAGUCCACGGCUUCCUAAAAACCUUUGUGAAGCAGACAAAACACAUCCGAGGAAUUCGCCAGAUCACCAGCGAUGACUUCUGCACAUUUCAGAUGGUUUUAGAAGCUGGUGUGUGCUGUACUGUAACAUUGAAUUUCAAUGUCCCUGGAGAUUUCAAGCAGGACAUCAUUGUCGUGGGGUCCACUGGCAGAUUGAUAGUAAGUGGUAGUGAUUUGUACGGACAGAAAAACAGUGCAACUCAAAAGGAAUUGAUUCUGGAAGACUCAACUCCUUUAAGCAAUGAGUUGCUCCCAGAAAAGGCUUUCAGGGAUUGCCCAAUCCCAUUCCUCAGGGGAACCAUCAUGAUGGUUCAAGCCAUUCGACAGGCAUUCCAAGACCAAGAAGAUCGUCGGACCUGGGACGGGAGACCACUAACUAUGGCAGCAACAUUUGAGGAUUGUUUGUAUGCACUGUCUGUGGUGGACACCAUUAAAAAAUCCAAUGAAACUGGUGAAUGGCAGAACAUUGUGAUCAUGACAGAAGAACCAGAGAUUAGCCCUGCAUAUCUGAUCAGCGAGGCAAUGCGUCGCAGUAGAAUGUCCCUAUUAUAUUAACUUUUAAUUGCUUUUCAUAGCAAGUAGUUGAGGCUAAGGAUGUUCAGGGGAUUUCUGGGUGAGCACGUUGAUGUGAUACUAAUAGAAUUUCCUGGUUUAAAUAAUGUUGCCACAUCUAUAAAAUUUAUUUGCAACAUGCCAAGUAAAUUUAAAGUGAUGUGUGUGACAAGUAUUAUUGAAACAAACAAGUGCUGAUAACUAUUCAUGAUCAUCCCGACUUGGGUUAUUGUAAACUUUUUAAAAGGAAAUUGUUUUCUAUUACAGUUUGAUAUAUUGACCUACGUUAGAGUUCAUCAUGUUAGGGAAAGGGGUGCAUUUUAUACUUUAGCAUCUCAGAGCUUUGCAGAAUUGCAGCAAGUGUCUUUGCACACAGAGACUAAUAAUCCAUGUCUGCUGUGAUCCAGAAGCGCAGAACAUCUUUGCAGAAAUUCCUUACAUACAUUACGCUUGAACAAAGUUCUGUAGUAGAAGCACUGUACAGAAAAUUACCCUGGCAUUAGAAAUUAUAUAUUUUUUUACAUUUUGCAACCAGAAGGCAGAGUUUACUAUGCAAUGUGUAUGUAAUAUCAGUUGUUUUCACAAUGGAGUGACAUAAAGAAAUUACUUUUAGUGUGAAGCAUAUAGAUUUCUUGGUGCCUGGUUGUUGAGUACACCACUGGAGCAUACUUGGCUACAGGAUGCUUAGCUGCCCUUUUAACAAGUGCAUUUCAAGAGGACACCUAAUGAAAAUGAUAAUGUUUUAAUUAAAAGCUGUUUUAAUGUAGUUAUUUAAAUAACUAAUAGUGAUAUUGAAAUUUGUCUGCUGUCGUAUGCAUUACGCACGCAAUGUGGUAUAAUAAUUACAUCGGAUUCUGCUUCUGAAUUGUUAUUACACCCCAACUUUGAAAAUAACAAAAGAUGACUUUCCACCUCAGUAUGUUUUACAAUCUUGUGUACUGGUUUGAUACCUAGGGGAACACAAAUUGAAAUUUGGCAUUCAUUUUAAACCAGAAUUUGAAAUUAAAAUGAAAUGAAUAAAAAGGUGACUGUGAAGCUAUUGUAUUGUUGAAGGAACAUGAUGUUGUCAUGUUUUAAAGCUAAUAUGACCACUGACCUGAACCUUCCAGACUAUUCUGAUCCUGAUGGCCUGCAAGAACUAAAGUCCUAAAGUUUCCUGAUUCCCCAAUCCAACCCGUGAGGUCCUGAUCCACCCCUCCUUGUUCCAUUACCCCAUUGUGACUGGAUAUGUUUCCUUGCGCAUUAGUGGAGCCCAUGAAGAAAGCUAUUAAAUUUUUGUCUUGUGGCACAUCACCAAAUGAGUUCAAGCCUUUCCAGGUGCCAAUUAUUUUCUAGGCUGCUAAAUGCACAGUCGGGUAGUAAUGCAGUUAAUGUGUUAGCCCAGGUCACACUAACGUGAUUACCUGUGAUCUGGCAUAUUAAGCAUGCCACUCAGAUAGACAAUCAGAGGUUAGGAAAGCUCAUUACCUAUGAAUGGAAUUGGGAAUGGAGAGUCAAUACCAGCCUUGCUAACAAUGGUGGUGCUAGUGUGUCAUUUAUAUGGUGCAUAACUUACUUUCUUCAAUACAAAUAUCAAUUGAUGCUUGUAAAUCUAAACAGAAACUUUAAGUAGGCAAAGCUCAUUCAUGCAAGAGUUGUGCCAAAGCCCAGACAAUGGAUGAACACUUCAUUCUUUGCAUCCAGGCUCAGAAUUUACCCAUCUACAAUUUCUUUUGAAAGCCAUCACACCCUAGAAUAAUAUUUUCAAGAUUUAAAUGCUUGAGAAUUUUAUAAAGAACCUGUGAGUUUGAAAAGCAAAGGGGUAGUUGCAGCAUGUGUUCUGCCUGUUAAUCAUCCCACAGUCAGUCACUGUUUGUCAUUAGAAAUUGGCAACCAUGACCACAUUGAGUAACUUCAGAAUUGGAUGAAAAUUUUUUGAGACACCCUGGAGUUGUGACAGGCAUUAUGUAAGGUCAAGUAUUUCAAUAACAUGAAGUUCUGGUAAGCUGGGCUAUUUAAACUUUCUUUAUUAUAUACUACAGAUAAUGCUAAUAAAACAGCAAUUCUUUUCAUGAUAGAAGGUACUUUUCUCCUUUUCAUUGCCCUCUUUAGAGAAAGUAAAAUUAUAUUUUCAAGAAUUUAAAGGCAAGGAUGUUUGAAACAGGCAGGUGGGACCUGAUUUGCAUUUGAAUUACUGGUAUACUGGAAAACAUUGCCUUCUUUGCCUCCCUCAAAUAUGCCACUGUGAUCAUCUAAUGUAGCAAUAUAUGCAAAGAUCCAAAUUGAAAUCACACAGCUCCUCGUCUCCCCUAUCCAUUCAUAUUCUGGCGCUGAGACGGUGCAAUCACAAGGGAGUACACAGAUAGGCUCAAAAAUGUGUUGAUCAGUCUGGUACUGAAUAUUCCUUUACAAAUCCAAUUGCGGGAAUGAGAGUUCUGAAAAAAAGUUUUGUUUAACUUUUGGCAAAAAAGCUAAUUAUAAAUUACCUAUUUGGGUCAUGAAGACAGAAGCAUAGAAAUGCUUUGAUUUUAUUUUCCCUGAAAAUAUUUGCUUUGAAAUAUAUUGGGUAUUCAGAUUGAUCCCUGAAUAUUCUGUAUUGAAUUGGCAAGUGAGAAAUCUUGCCAAGUUCUAAUAAUUUUGUCCUGAAUUAGUAGCCAUUUUUGCUCAUUGGGGAAAAUAUUAGCAUACUGCGUGAAGCAAGUUUUACACUCCUGUAAAGUUAUGUUGGGAAAGGGCAUGAAGAGUUUUUUUUUUGCCGGUCUUCACUGAGGAAUCUGGAAUAAUCUUCUGAGGAAUGGCAGUCUUUCUGUAGUAGAGAUCUAAAUCUGUUUUUGCUUUGCUGGGCAAUAUGAUUUGUGGGAUCUGUAGCCUUUUCCCCAUGGCUUUGUACUUGUAACUUCACAAAUAUCCAUUUAUGUUGACCAAGCUAGUUUUACUCUUCUGGAUGCACCCUACAAGAGUAGUUUUAAUAAUACACAUUUCCUCAGAUAAACAUUACCCACCUUAUACUAAGUAUAAAAAAAUAGAAAAUUAAAACAACUUCAGAUGCCGGAAAUUUCAAAUAAAAACAUAAAAUGCUGGAAUUACAUAGCAGGAUAGGUGGGAAGAGAAAUGUUUCAGGUUGAAGAUUGUUCAUCAGGCAGAAAAUUGUUAGGUCAAAUUCAGAUUGUUUAUACAUACUCCAAGUUAAGAGUAUUAUUGUAAAAUAACUUUAUUGAUUUAAAAACAUAAUUUAGAAUUAUCUACUUUGGUCAACUGUACACUAAAGGUACAUGCUGUGACUGCCAAAGCGAGCCAUAAGGUAGUUGAGCUCUUUAGCUUUGUUGACUGGCUUUGGAGGUAUCAUCUAAUUUGUUUGCAGCAGUAAAUUUAUAAUUGGUAAGAAUAAGGAAGGAGGAUCCAUUUGGAACGUACUAACAAUGACUGGAGGACACUGGGGUAUGUUUAAGUAAGUUUAGAACAGUUCCUGUUGCAAUAUUACAGUAUUUUUACAUCAAAGUGAAUAUGUAUGUGUAAGAUAAUGCAGCUUAAAACAAUAAACUAAUAAAGGUGAUGACCUAUACUCUAUACCAGAAUAAAGACUCCAAACAGUACAGACAGGCAGAACUACUCCCACACGCUAAUUAUAUCGCUUAUCGAUUAAAGUAAUAUAAAAGUCAAAGAUUUAAAUAUGGAUUUGGUGAUCCCAAGAUGAGGCUGACUCGCAUGCUAUUCAAACAGCAAUUUUAUAACUUAUGUCUGUACAAUUUACUAUUAAAUCUAUAACAAAUUAAGAACAAAUUAAUGAAAUGUGGACUCCAGUUAAAUAUAAUGCUUGAAUUCCAUAAAACAGUUCUUGGCUGUGAAUGAAUGUACUCAAUCAAAGAACUCGCUACAUUUGUAUUUGAAAUUCAAUGUUAUUAAUGAUCAGAGAAAAAUUAAUAUUCAUGACUAAAUGUAUUGAUAAUGUUUUUUGAAAUGUUGCAUUUAUGAUCAGAGGAGACAUGUCUGUGAAAUCCCUUAUGUUAUUUAUGGUCGUGUGUUUUUAGCAUGAAUAUCUGUAUAUAUGCAGGAAAGAUAUUUAUCAAGGUUAAAAAUAAGUAGAAGAGACUACAGAAUUUAUAUUUUCUAUAUACUAGAUGACAGACCAAAACAUUCUUAGUAUGUUAAAUACUCUUAUUUAAAAUAUGCAAAAAGUAAUGAGAUUUUACUAUCCAUUGUACUGUGAAAAGAGUUAAAAACACUGUAUUGUUAGCUAAGAUUAGUCUAUGCAUGUCUCUGUUGGAGAUAGCUUGCGCUUUUAUGUUAUGCUACCUAGUUGUGCUUGCUGUCUGGGCUUUCUGAUAUGUGCAGAUUGUAAUAUGCAAAUGAUUCUGUUACUGUUUUUGCAGACUGUCCUGCUGAGUUUUCUAAUGCCCUCAUUUACAUACAUCCAAAGGAAUAUUGCUCACUGAAGGGAUAAUCAGAAAUGAUACCAUGUCUUUGAAGAGAAUGCAAUCUACUUUAUUGUAAAUUUUUGUAUGCUUAGGACACUAGAGCUUAGAAAUUGGAUCCAUUACCACAUGUUUUUCAGGUGCAAAGUGAUUUUACCAAGGAUAGUACUGUACUAAUGAUCAUUCUUGGGUGAAUGCACUCUCAAUGUAAAAUAUCUGAAUUUUCCUGAUACAUUUAAAGAUGCCAUAAGCAACACAUCACAUUUUCUCUCUUAUUGACAAUUCUUGGUGAACACACUUAGAACAUCUAGAAAAUAUAUUCAGCUACUAGUACAUUUGAGUACUUUUAAAGGUAUACUUUGUGGACAUUAGGUAGACUAAACUCAUGGAACUCAUUGGAGAUUAUCUCCCAAAGGCCACAGAAUGUGUUUAAACUAAUAGCAAAUGCUUCCCCAGGUUGUAACUGCUGAGAUAUUCCAUGGCUGCCUCACUGGCGACAUUGCUGACACUAUUUGAUCUUUUCUGCUGAAGCAUGUCAAAGUCUAGCAAUGCCAGCAGCUGCCACAAAAAUAUCACUUAUCUCUGCACAAUUACUUAUAAUAUUUCUCCUAAAAUCAGAAAUGUUUCCACACAAAUAAUAUGUUCAAGACCUUAUAUCCCAAAAAUGGUGUAAAUCAGAACAUCUUCAGUAAAAGUACUGAAAAUUACUACUAUCCAAUUUAAUGAAGUUUAGAAGGUCUGAUAAUCUCAUUGUCUCCCAUUGGUUACAGGAAAGCUCCUCUGUCCCUUGGAGUUACAUGGGAUCCUUAAUGGUCAACAAAAGGCUCUUGGACUGGAGUUAGACUGCUGCCCAUAGCUGGUGGUGAGGCAUGGGUGAGGGUGCAGCCUGAGAGACAGUAGUUGGCAGUAACUUAGUCCCUGCAUGAGAGGAGUGCUCAGGUGACUGCAAUAUUAUUCCAACUUAAAGACCCAGAACUGUGGCAACUAACAGACCCUGUUGUUCCAAGUUUCUUCUCUUGGAGUCAGCUCUUUGACCAACUGGAGCAGGACUUAGCUCAUGGUUGUAAAAGAGGUGAGAGGAUGAGGCAACAGAGCUGUGAUCUGUAAAAGAGAGACAAAUUCCUGAGUGUUAUUUUUUUUGUGGGAGAGCGAUGUCCACAUGUAUGGGAUUUCCCUGCUCUAUACAGCAGAGCACUCUGAUCACGUAUCUCUCUUAACAGAAAAACUCAGUGCUGUCAUGUAGCAUCCCAUUACUCCUGGGGAACGAUGAGCUGCUCAUGGUUGGCAUUGUAGCCACUGAGAGCAGUAAGCCCCAUUUGAAUAGCAUGAUGAAGGUAAAUGAGGAUGUUCAGCUGAUUCCUGAUGGUUUGUUGCUUUUCCCUUACAGGUUUCAAGCAGGUCCUGUGUAGCUGAGUGGUGAAGCUGCUUUGAAGCAGUCAAUAGAAAACUUAGAUAUGGUUGACAUGCCAAUGUCUCUAAAUGAGGGGGCACUAUUCCUGUUGGUCUAGGGCUUGUCUACACAAGACCACCACUGCCACCUCCUGCAAUGUCUUUCUGAUUUUUCUAAUUAUUAUUUUUUGAAUCUGUGGCAGGGCUGGCACUUAUUGCCAAGAUUUCCAGCAUCUGCAGAUUUUCUCUUAUUUUUACUCAUUGCCGAUCCAUGAUUUUCCCUUGACAAGGUGGUGAUGACAACUGACCAGCUUGGCUGGCCAUUUCACUCAAAAGAGGAUCAUAUGAGGUGUAUGUAGUGUGACACACAACCUAGACUGGGUAAGGACGGUAGAUUUCCUUAGGCCAUUGUCACUGAAUCCAGCAACUAUCCUUUUUCCAAUUUUUAGUUGUUAACUAAAUUUAAAUUCCACAGCACCCUUGUUGGAUUUGAAUUCAGGCUUCUGUAUUAACGUUCUGAUGGCAUUGCUGCUGUUCGACCUGAAUACUGUGGUUGGGCCCCUGAUUGGUGUCCUGGCACACUCUCCCGACAGAGGAUCUCCUUUCUGGGUUUGGUUAUAAGAAUGAUCUUGCAAUGUGGAGCUCUGUCCUCCUCUUCUGCAAUUAGUCUCCACCAGGGGAGCUAGUGUGGACAUUGCUGGUAUCUAGCUGUCAUUGGAAGUGCCCUGAUCCCAUUGUUAAUUGGUGCAGAGUAGAAUGUUAUCAUCUGUUCACCAUCGGGCCUCCAUUUUAGCACAUGAGGGCAACUUUUAUAGCACAGCUUCUAAAUUCUAAGGAAUUUAACAGUAUAUCCUGGGGUAUCUAAUAGGAAAGUAGCAGUAUAUCCACCACAUGUUUAAAAUCCAAUUUCUAAGCAUUGUUGUCCUGUGGAUCAUAAAUUCAGAUUACUUUGUGUCUAAGUGAUUCUAGCAAAAUUAGUACAAUGUCAUCAAAAGCCUAUUAUCAAUUAUUAGGCUUCUAUUAUACUAAGGUAGCAAUGGGCAAACUUGUGAUUCAGUCUAGUUGUGUACUCUGUAAACUGUAUUAAAUUUAUUGUAAUGACAGCAUGAAGCAUUGCUCUGUAUAUAUUGCAUUAUUGUUGAUCAAGUUAAAACAAAAUGUUUUCCUCUGAUAAAAAUAAAAAUAA